Molecule: messenger RNA, 1909 nt
Organism: Manduca sexta (tobacco hornworm)
Lineage: Eukaryota; Metazoa; Arthropoda; Insecta; Lepidoptera; Sphingidae
Product: facilitated trehalose transporter Tret1
Exons: 8
Coding region: 188-1657 (489 amino acids)
Biological process (GO): transmembrane transport
Cellular component (GO): membrane
Molecular function (GO): transmembrane transporter activity
Source: RefSeq, a predicted model, not a curated record
UCGAUUUACGGGACAGUCUGUCCCGUCAGGACGUUUUAAAAUGUGCCUAAAAUACGGGACGUCUCGGUAAAUACGGGACGGCUGGCAACGCUUAUUGGGAUUUGGAAUUAACCUUAAUGUGUGUACAGCAAGAAUGUAUUUUUUACCACUGUAUUUUAUAUAAUAUACAACGAAAUGGUUUCAGAUAAUGGAGAAAAGCCGACAAGUUCAGUACUUAGUGACGUUAUGUGUGUCACUAGCGUUCGUGUGUUUGGGCAUGUUGUCAGCGUGGCCCACUCCGGUGCUGAGCAAGUUUCACGACAACGAGACCAGUGUAGAUAUCACAGAUAACGGGAUAUCAUGGAUGCUCAGCAUGAAACCCAUCGGGUUCAUAUUGGGCAGUUUUGCGACACGAUUCACGUCGGACAACCUAGGAAGGCGCGCCACCAUAUUAGGGAGCGCGAUACCUAUCGCUAUAGGAAUGCUAAUAGUAGCAUUCGCGAAAAAUGCGUGGUUGCUGGGCAUCAUGACGUUACUGUGGAGCUUCGGCACGGGCAUGUUGUCAACUGUCAUCGGAAUUUACCUAGCCGAAAUAGCAGAUACAGAAAUCAGAGGAACAUUAUCCUUGUGCACAAGGUUUACGUUCCAUUUAGGCAACUUAUUGAUAAUGUGCAUCGGGCCUUUUGUAUCAUACGAGACUAUCAACUACUUGAUGCUUCCCCUUCCAUUCGUCUAUUUCGCCGCUUGUUGGUGGAUCCCAGAGUCGCCGUACUUCCACCUCAAGGAGGGCAAGGUGGACGCCGCUCGAAGGCAGCUUGUCAAAUUGAAAUGCUGUAAGGACGAAAAGGAGUUAGACAACCUUUUAAGUUCGAAGCAAGCAGACGUGAACAAAGAAAUGGAGCGAUCUAGUUCGACGAAGGAAUUGUUCACUGGCCGGCAGUAUAGGAAGGCUCUGAUCAUAUCAGCAGGGUUGAAAGCUACUCAGAUACUGACAGGCAGCGUGACCAUCAAGGAGUACCUGGGCCCCAUAUGCAGGGAGAGUAACAUACCGAAAUAUCAUGAAAGGACGGUGCUCCUCGUGUUCGGAGCGGUCACUUUUGUUGUCGGUAUAAUGUCUACGAUGCUAGUGGACAGGGUUGGCCGUCGGCCGCUCCUCAUCUACUCUUACUUCGUCACAGGGUUGUCACUCGUCGUCGUCGGCGCUUAUUUCUUCCUCCAAGACGUCAUACGUGUCAACCAUGAUUUCUUGGCCAUUUUCGGCUUCAUACCAUUUCUUGCUAUAUUAAUAGCGAACAUUGUCUCGACGAUAGGCUUUAACUCAUUAGUGUCAGUAAUACCAGCUGAAAUAUUCCCUUUGAACGUGAAAGCGGUCGCUAUGACGUCCCUUAACGUGUUCGGCGGCGUGCUAGGGUUCCUAGUAGCGAAAUGCUACCAGAAUGUGAAAGAUCUGGUUGGUUUGACCGCUGUUUUCUGGAUAUUUGGCACUGUUGGUAUCGUAGGCGGUUUCUUUACUUACUUUGUUGUGCCGGAAACUAAAGGUAAGAAUUUGAGGGAGAUACAGUUAAUGUUGGAAGGUGAUUAUACUGCGGUUAAGUUAAACCAAGACGCUGUUAACUGUCAGGUUAACGAAGAAGUACCUUUAGAGGAGGUGAACAUGAACAUCGAAGUUAAAAAAUGAUGUGAUAUAGGUUAAGUCGCAUUUUGUACGUGUUUAUAGUUUAUAUUUACGAUUAAUAUCUUUAUAUUUUAUUCGUUAUAAAAUUGUCUCGAUUGGGUAGCAAAGGCUUUCUGCGUCUCCUUAUACGUCAUUGAAACGCUCGUUCAACGACUGUUAAACGAACGUGAUCUCUAUAGUAAUUAUUUUUUAAGUACACAAUUGACUGACAAUUACUAGUUGCCUAAGAUUUCCGCGAGCGAGUUUACUCGUUCA